Oryctolagus cuniculus (rabbit) is the source of this 1860-nucleotide messenger RNA. The record is from RefSeq and is a predicted model, not a curated record. NCBI's taxonomy places the organism in Eukaryota, Metazoa, Chordata, Mammalia, Lagomorpha, Leporidae.
AUGGCCCGCUUUCUCCUGAAAAAGAAACUCAAGGUCAGAAAGCCUGCACGAAUCUCCAAAGACCUGCGCCCCUCUCCUCCACCCCCAAGCCGGGGGCGGGGCUUCUCUGAGGUCCUGGCCUUUUGUCACCAGCUCUAUUCCUUAUGUCUCCCAGCUUCCACUUCUUCAAACAGGGCUGAGCUCGGAGGCCACCUUCUGCCAACAUCCAGCUCCUCACCUGUUUCCUGCAGAGAAACCACUGGUGCUGACGUUGUUUGGAGGGAGCUCAGACAGGGCCAGCCAGAACCAACACUCAGAGGCCCUCCCCAAGGCCCGCUCCUCCUGGAGAAACCAGAUCAGCUGCCCCCCAUUUUCCUCGAAGGAGAAAAGGGGGAGUCCUCGGCCUGGGAUGUUGUAGGGCAAGAGCGAAACGCAGCGUCCCCCGGCGUGGAGCCCCUGAAAGCUUCCCGCAGUGACCUGGGGAGCUCCCGCAGCAGUGCCAGCUCCGUGCAGGGCAUGCGACAGCCCCGGCUGGAGGAACGCAGCGACGCCAGCCUGGUGAGCAGCGGCUACGCGGGCGAUGAGGAGAGCAGCGAGGUGGACCUGGUGGACAGCCGUCGCCUCCUGCGCUUGACCAAAAGGCUCCACGCCCAGGGGGGCAGCUCCGAGAGCAGCCAGCUGUGCAGCAGAUCCCCCCCAAAAAAGUUCAAGCAGAGCCGGCUCGGCAGCCCAGCGCACAGCACCCAGCAGACUGGAGGGGAACAGUGAGACGAGGCUGCCCACGGGCAGCAGCAGCAGCCUGGGCAGCCUCAGCUUCAUCAGCCCGGGCAGCAGCAUCCUUACCUACCAGGUGAGCAGCGGGCUGCUCAGUGCCACUAGCGGGCCGCGCUCCAGCCAGGCCAGCAGCACCCAGAGCCUCGGGGCAGACAGCAGUGUGCCCAGCGCCCUCGACAGCAACACCAAACUCCAGGAGACCAAGGCAGCAGAGGUGGGCAACGUGACAAGCAGCAGCCAGGGCACCCCCGGCAAGCAGCCGUCCCAGGAGCACGGGCCUCUGUGAGAAGACCCCACCCCCACCCCCAGCCUUCUCCGUCAACGCCUUGAAGAUCCACCAGCACGAGGGCCCAGCCAAUCCAGACCACAGCCAGAAUACCAAAGCCAGUGGGAAAAUGCACGCAGAUUCGGAGUCCGCAGAUGUGUGGGUCCGACCUGUAACAGACUACAUGUAGCAUUAACUAUGGUUGCCAAGUGUCAUCUAUAGCAAGACACUCGGUAGCCAAGGAUGAGACCAGCAGUAUUAACAGGGCUGUAUCCCACAAGGCCAAGAACAACUGCCUCGAAACGGCCAGGGAGAGACAGCAUCAGGACUGUGAACGUGAGUGAGGAGCGGUCCCUCGCAAGACCUAUCCAGCCAUCUGCAUUGAGCAGCCUCACAGCAGGACCAGCUGCAGCAAAACUCAGCGGUGGCGUCAUCCGUGGCCAGCGACAGGUGUCCGCUAUACUGAGAGCCCCCUGCUAGGAAACCGUCUUGAGCAGUGAACGCCACCUACAACCGAACCCAAGCAUGACAAGCUCAGAAGACAGGCGCGCCAUCGCGGUGGGGCUGGUCCAUGUCAAGAACCACCUGCAGGGACCUGCCCAGCCUGAGACGGGAAGUUCUGGGGCCUUUCGCCAUCAUGGCCCCGCUGGGUGGGCAGGCUCACGUCUCCACCCCUCUCCUUGUCAGGAUAACGGGGAGCACCGUGGGGCUGACCCCGCAGAGCUGGGAGCUGAGUGAGUCGGCCAAGGGGAGGAGACCAGAGGCAAUGGUGCAGUCAUCCAGUGGGUGCCUGGGGGGAAGCUGAAGGGGCUCCCGAGACAAUAAAAGGUAUCUGGAGAGGC